AUGACGCCCUCAGCGACGGCCGCUGACCCGCCCCAACCCCCUGCAGGCGCCUCGGAGGACGCGCGGCGCGCGAACCCUUUCCUCGAGUUCCAAGUCGUCGUUCUCGCAGGCGGCUCCAGCUCGCGGAUGUCGAGUAUCGCUGGCCCCGCGGCGAAGAGCGGCUGCUGCAAGGCGCUGCUGCCGGUGGGUAAUCGCCCGAUGCUGUGGUACUGCCUGAAGAAUCUCCAGGAGUCUCGCUUCGGAGACGUGAUUGUCGUGACGCAGCAGGAGGAGCAGGCUGAGAUUCUGGCGUAUCUGCGCCAGGAGUUUCAGGACGUCUUCCAGCGGCUCGAGGUCGUUGGGCUCGGCCGUGCGAAGGACGCCGACGGCGGGAAGCGCGCAGACGCCGCGCAUGCAGACGCAGACGGUGUCUCGGAUGACGACGACGACCGCGUCUGUGGGACUGCAGAGGCGCUGCGGCAAAUCAAGCACCUGCUAGUGACUGACUUCUUCGUGGUGCCUUGCGACGUCAUCGGCCCCGUAGACUUCUUCAGCCUCGCAAACGUUCACCGAGUGGAAAACGCCGCCUGCUCGGUGUACCUACUGCGAAGGGACUACCUCGCGGAGGGCGCAGCGGAUUGCUUGGCUGCGCAGGGCACCGCGAAGGGAAAAGGCGGCGGCAAGAAGAAGGCUGCAGAGAAAACCGACAAGGACGCAAGUCGAGGCAACCCCGUGGCGAUUGCCUUCGAAGAGACUGAGACGCUUCUCCUCGCGAUCCAAGACAGACAUAGCAUCAGCCACGGCGCUCAACUGGCCAUUCCCAAGCUGAGUCUGUUCUACUACCCCUCGGUCUUUGUGAAGGCGAACCUCUACGAUCCUCACGUUUAUCUCUUCAAGCUGGCGGCCCUUAAAAUACUCGAAGACCCCAAGCUCCGCGACUCGCUCACCUCUCUCCGCUUCGACCUCGUUCCGUACAUGUCGCUCAUGCAAAUGACGCCGCAAGCUGCUCUCUGGUCCUCGAGCCGCCUGGACUGCGACGUCUUCGACGAGCUCCUUGAGUCGUUUGAUCACCCUGAGCAGAAGAAAGAUCAGGAGAAAGAACUCCAAACCCGCGACGACUACACGCUCGCUAACCGCCCGCCGAAACCGAGAAAAGGCAACAAGGUCGUCUUCGCGCUCCACCCUGACUGCGCGGGCAUCUGCUGCAGAGUGAACAACCUCCACGACUACUACGAGAUGAAUAUGAAAUUUUGCAGCAAUCGCACCGACGAACUGCGGUUGAUCAUGCCCGAGUGGAUGCUGCCUCCUCAGAACCCGAAGAAGCCUCAAGGGAUGCGAGACAGCACCGUGGCGGACGGCGCGGCGUUCGAGGACGGCGCGGUGGUGAAGCGCAGCGUCGUAGGCGCCGAAGUUGCGGUCGCGGCGAAGGCGCGCGUGACGGCGAGUCUCCUGCUGGAGGGCGCCAAAAUCGAGGAAGACGCCACCGUGCAGCGAUGCAUCAUCGGGCGGCAUGCGACAGUUGGAAAGGGCUGCAAGCUGACAAAUUGCCAAGUGCGACACGGCUACUCGGUCCCGGCGGGCACCGUCGCGGAGGACGAAGUGAUUCCCCUGUUCAUUGAGGACGCGUGA
Besnoitia besnoiti is the source of this 1608-nucleotide messenger RNA. RefSeq names its product putative eukaryotic initiation factor-2B, gamma subunit. Gene Ontology annotation, biological process: cytoplasmic translational initiation. The record is from RefSeq and is a predicted model, not a curated record. The transcript has 11 exons. Gene Ontology annotation, molecular function: guanyl-nucleotide exchange factor activity; translation initiation factor activity. Gene Ontology annotation, cellular component: eukaryotic translation initiation factor 2B complex; guanyl-nucleotide exchange factor complex. Bases 1 to 1608 code for a protein of 535 amino acids. Lineage: Eukaryota; Apicomplexa; Conoidasida; Eucoccidiorida; Sarcocystidae.